AUGUCUGGAACUAAGAAGAAUCAUUAUAGAGCGUGUCUCUUUGACAUGGAUGGUUUGCUGAUAAACACAGAAGACAUAUACACAGAGGUUACCAACGAACUAUUGGCUGAGCAUGGCAAGGGAGAACUCACAUGGGAUGUGAAGAUUACAUUACAAGGACGUCCAGGUCCUGAAGCUGCUAGGUUGUUGAUUGAAGCCUAUGACCUGCCGUAUACUCCUGAGGAGCUGGUUAAGGCAAACAUCGCUAGACAGGAAUCCAAGUGGUCGCAUUGUAAGUUCUUACCUGGGGCUCGUGAACUGUUGAAGUAUCUACAUGAGAAGAAGGUGCCAAUUGCAUUGGCAACCUCUUCGAAUAGAUAUAACUACGAGCGUAAGACAGGCCACCUUAGAGAAGAUGGCUUUGAUCUAUUUGGUGAACAUAUAGUGACUGGGGAUGAUGAGAGGGUUCCAAAGGGCAGAGGCAAACCAUAUCCUGAUAUCUGGCUAGCAGCUCUGGAAUCUCUGAAUUCGCAGUUAAAAGAAGGCGAAGAAGAGAUUAAACCUGAAGAAUGUCUCGUGUUCGAGGAUGCUGUUCCAGGAAUCACCGCUGGUAAAGCUGCCGGUGCACACAUCAUCUGGGUGCCAGAUGAUAGAGCACUGAAGGUUCUUGACGGUGAAGAGCACUCACAUUUGACCAGUGAACAAGGUAUCAUUCUCUCCUCUCUGACCGAGUUCAAGCCUAGUGAGUAUGGUUUCUAG
Molecule: messenger RNA, 738 nt
Organism: Williopsis jadinii
Lineage: Eukaryota; Fungi; Ascomycota; Saccharomycetes; Phaffomycetales; Wickerhamomycetaceae
Product: haloacid dehalogenase superfamily protein
Exons: 4
Coding region: 1-738 (245 amino acids)
Molecular function (GO): phosphatase activity
Source: RefSeq, a predicted model, not a curated record